Messenger RNA from Effrenium voratum, 1350 nucleotides. The record is from the annotation of a GenBank genome assembly. NCBI's taxonomy places the organism in Eukaryota, Dinophyceae, Suessiales, Symbiodiniaceae.
AUGGCUGCAGCUUCCAAUGAUGGCCGCGCCCUUUUUCAGAAACCAGAUACUGCUUCGCAGGAGGCUUCUGAAACCUUUCAGGAGCGAAUGACAGCAUCUUUCCAAGAGGCCGAACGGUUUCAGAUGCCAGCAACUGCAGCUUCUCAGCAUACUCGGGAAUACUUUCAGCAGACAAAGGCCGCUGUGGAUGUGCGGGGAGGUAACGAGCGCUUUCAGCCACCAGUGGCUGCGGCAUCAAACGAUGCUCACGGCCUAUUUCAGAAGCCAGCUCCCGCCGCUUCGAGGGAGGCUUCUGAAGCCAUCCAAGAGCCAAUGACAGCAUCUUCACGAGAGGCCGAACAAAAUCAGCUGCCGGCGACUAUGGUUUCGCAAGAUGCGCGGGAACGCUUUCAGCAUUCAAUGGCUGCAGCUUCCAAUGAUGGCCGCGCCCUUUUUCAGAAACCAGAUAAUGCUUCGCAGGAGGCUUCUGAAACCUUUCAGGAGCGAAUGACAGCUCCUUUCCAAGAGGUCGAACGGUUUCAGAUGCCAGCAACUGCAGCUUCUCAGCAUACUCGGGAAUACUUUCAGCAGACAAAGGCCGCUGUGGAUGUGCGGGGAGGUAACGAGCGCUUUCAGCCGCCAGUGGCUGCGGCAUCAAACGAUGCUCACGACCUAUUUCAGAAGCCAGCUCCCGCCGCUUCGAGGGAGGCUUCUGAAGCCAUCCAAGAGCCAAUGACAGCGUCUUCACGAGAGGCCGAACGUCUUCGGCUGCCGGCGACUAUGGCUUCGCAAGAUUCUCAAGCAUGCUUGCAGCCGUCAAAGGCUGUUGUGGAUGUGAGGGAGGGCCGUGAACGCUUUCCACAGCCACUGGCUGCGGAAUGCAACGAUGUUGCUGACCUCUUUCAGAAGCCACUCACUGCAGCUUCGCAGUUGGCUUUCGAACCCAUUCAGGAGCAGACGACCGCAGCUUUGCGAGAAGCGGAGUUGAGGGACUUGAGGGCGGAGCUGUCGGGGGCGCGAAGCCGGCAGCAGCUGUUGGAGCGCAGCUUGGCAGCCCAAGGCGCGGAUCUGGCGGACCGAGAGCGGCGGAUUCACGCGGCAGCCAAGGACUUGGCGAGGGCGGGCGCCAAGUUGCUGCGUCUGCAGAGUGCGCGCCACGUGCUGACGCCCACGAACCCGGCGACGGCCUCGCCCCAACGGGCGUUGUACGCGCUGCCUGUGUCCCGCAAAGAGGACCCCGCGCAGCAGCUGUUGGAGGAGAUCAACCGCUCCCUCCACGCACUGGAGGUGGUCAGAGCCGAGGCCUCGCCCCAGAAAGAGUCUCGACCACGGGAAUUGAGCUGGAGGACCAAAGGGCGUGAUCAGUCGUGA